Messenger RNA from Orbicella faveolata, 2145 nucleotides. RefSeq names its product fizzy-related protein homolog. Gene Ontology annotation, molecular function: anaphase-promoting complex binding; ubiquitin ligase activator activity; protein binding. Gene Ontology annotation, cellular component: anaphase-promoting complex. NCBI's taxonomy places the organism in Eukaryota, Metazoa, Cnidaria, Anthozoa, Scleractinia, Merulinidae. Gene Ontology annotation, biological process: anaphase-promoting complex-dependent catabolic process; positive regulation of ubiquitin protein ligase activity; positive regulation of anaphase-promoting complex-dependent catabolic process. The record is from RefSeq and is a predicted model, not a curated record.
UGUUAGCCUAUGCAAUAACAACAGCAACAGAGACACAUACUACUUAUAAAUGUUGCCUUUGUAAAACCAGCGAUUUUGCAGGAAAAGCUGAGCAACUCGUUUGGACUAUACAUGUACAUGUAGUGUGUGUUUGUAUUUGUUUGACCACAAGGUUAUUUUUAACAGAAAUCAUCAUUUGCCCUUCUAACAACAAUGCGCUCAAGAAAUGCACUAAUGGUUAAGCUUUUUACGUCGUGGCCACAGUGAGUGCCCAGUUUUUCGCAACAUUAAUCUAGGAACACCUGGUAGUUUUUGGAUGUUGUUUAUUUGUUGCAGUGAAGAAGUUUCACGAUAAAUUUGCAAGUUUACGGCAACUAAAUAGCCCCAACAGCGAACAUAAGUUUCAGAUAUGUUGCACCAACAUGUACUUGGUAUGAUUUCCAGUGAAUUUUGCGGUAUUUUGCGUGUUUUAGUGAAUUUUGCGGGAUUUUGCGGAUUUACUUGAAAUUCGUGGCUACGCAACCGUGCAAAAUAUCAGAAGCCGUGUCAUAAUCAUAAGCACAUGUGCUGCAUACGUUUUUUGAAGGUAUGGCUUAUCAGUGUCUGUUGAAGAAUGAGCUGCUCGGUGCAGGAAUUGAAGACCUUAAGGAAGUGCCACAUGAGGAAAGAAGAGCACUAUCCAGCAACAGUAAUCACAUACACAGUAUAUUCCAGUACCAGGUGAAAAGAAGUAAGCAAGAUGACACAGAAUCAGUCGCUUCUUAUUCUUUGUCGCCUGUCAGUAAGAAAAGUCAGAGACUUCUACGAUCACCGAGAAAGUCUACAAGAAAAAUUUCCAAGAUACCCUUUAAAGUAUUAGAUGCUCCUGAAUUACAGGAUGACUUUUAUCUUAAUCUUGUGGAUUGGUCAGGGCAGAAUAUUUUAAGUGUUGGCUUGGGAACAUGUGUUUAUCUUUGGAGUGCAUGCACCAGUCAGGUUACAAAACUCUGUGAUCUUGCAUCCGAUGGUGACUCUGUGACAUCAGUGUCUUGGUCAGAAAGGAGUGGCCUUGUUGCUGUUGGGACACAUAAAGGUCUUGUUCAAAUCUGGGAUGCUGCUGCACAAAAGCGUGUAUCAACCAUUGAAGGACAUACUGCAAGAGUUGGUGCACUGGCCUGGAAUGGUGACAUGCUAUCAUCAGGCAGUAGAGAUAGGCUGAUUCUUCAGCGUGAUGCCAGGACUCCUAGCCCAGUGGAAAGAAGGCUGAUUGGACAUAGACAAGAGGUGUGUGGACUGAAGUGGUCUCCUGACCAUCAGCACCUGGCAUCAGGUGGUAACGAUAACAAGCUGCUGGUAUGGAACUUGUCCAAUCUGUCUCCUGAGCAGCAGUAUGGUGAACACUCUGCAGCAGUCAAAGCCAUCGCAUGGUCUCCUCAUCAGCAUGGUCUGCUUUCCUCAGGGGGUGGUACAGCCGACAGAUGCAUCAGAUUCUGGAAUACACUAACAGGACAACCACUACAGUGUGUGGACACUGGCUCGCAGGUUUGCAACUUAGCAUGGUCUAAGCAUUCUAAUGAACUAGUUAGUACGCACGGCUACUCACAGAACCAGAUCUUAGUUUGGAAAUAUCCGUCGUUGACUCAAGUAGCCAAGUUAACAGGGCAUUCUUACAGAGUUCUUUAUCUGGCUGUAUCACCUGAUGGUGAAGCUAUAGUAACAGGAGCCGGGGAUGAAACUCUUCGAUUUUGGAAUGUCUUCAACAAAGCACGCUCACACAAGGAAUCCAAAUCUGAGCUCAACCUCUUCUCAAGGAUCAGAUGAUAUUAGCUCAAGAACCAAAGUUUUAAAACCUUAAACCAUUUAAGUAUGUUGGAGGAUGCACAAGAAACCUUCACACUUGUAUUGAACAACAAGAGACCGUGCGGUACACAUACAAAACUGUCUUCUUAUGAACCAAAGAAGAGCCGAGAUGGUAGUUACACAAUACAACAAAUUGAAGUGAUCUGCAGUUACCCUCACAUCCUCACAUGUUUGCCAGGAAUUGUAUAUCCAUGGAGGAACCAAAUGUCAAUCACUAUUUGAAAUAAAGGAUCACAAGGAAACUAGGGUUUAAUUUCGAUGCUCUGAUGUUGAAAAUUUGACAUCGUUUCUUGAGGCAAACAGAAAUAAAGCGUAAUGUUACUAAUA